Messenger RNA from Arabis nemorensis, 810 nucleotides. NCBI's taxonomy places the organism in Eukaryota, Viridiplantae, Streptophyta, Magnoliopsida, Brassicales, Brassicaceae. The record is from the annotation of a GenBank genome assembly.
AUGAGUUUUCAGGAUCUGGAAUCUGGGAAACCGAUGAAAUCGCAAAGGAAUUCGAUCAACGGGAAGAAGGAUUCAACGCAAGCGGUGGCUUCCGGUAUAUUUCAGAUCAACACGGCGGUUUCCACCUUUCAGCGACUUGUUAAUACUCUCGGUACCCCCAAAGAUACGCCGGAGCUCCGUGACAAGCUGCACAAGACAAGAUUACAUAUUGGACAAUUGGUAAAAGACACUUCAUCGAAACUUAAGGAAGCUAGCGAAAGCGAUCAUCGCCGAGAUGUUUCUCAAAGUAAGAAGAUUGCAGAUGCGAAACUAGCAAAGGAUUUUGAAGCAGUGUUGAAAGAGUUUCAGAAGGCGCAGCGGAUUGCAGCUGAAAGAGAAACUUCUUACACUCCUUUCGAUCCAAAAGGAAGCCUUUCUUCAAGUGAAGCAGACAUUGGGGGAUAUGAUAGAUCACAAGAGCAGCGUCUCCUUAUGGAAUCGAGAAGGCAAGAAGUUGUGUUGCUUGACAACGAAAUUUCCUUCAACGAAGCUGUGAUAGAGGAAAGAGAACAAGGAAUACUGGAAAUUCAACAGCAAAUCGGUGAAGUAAACGAGAUUUUUAAAGAUCUUGCGGUGUUGGUCCACGACCAAGGAGCCAUGAUUGAUGAUAUCGGUAGCCACGUCGAGAAUGCAUAUUCCGCAACAGCUCAGGGAAAGUCUCAUCUCGUGAAAGCUUCCAAGACACAACGAUCAAACUCAUCUCUGAUGUGCUUGCUAAUGGUGAUAUUUGGGAUAAUUCUCCUCAUUGUUAUCAUAGUAAUUGCAGCUUGA